Messenger RNA from Megalopta genalis, 744 nucleotides. NCBI's taxonomy places the organism in Eukaryota, Metazoa, Arthropoda, Insecta, Hymenoptera, Halictidae. The record is from RefSeq and is a predicted model, not a curated record.
GUAUAAUCGUUCCCAGGUGUCUGAUAACAAAACGAGCUGCGAUGGCGUCGAUCUUGCUCGCUUCGAUUCUUCUCCUUUCGUUUAGCUGUCUCUCCCACGCAACGGACCGACCGGAUUAUAUUCACUGUCAGAAUAAUUUGGAAUGCGGACCCGGAUACUGUUGCUCCAUAGGAGCAAACAGGUACAGUACCCCUCAGUGCAGACCUAUGCAUGCUGUGGGAGAAGUGUGCAGACCAGGCAUCCCUUCCACCAUCAACAUGACUGCGUCGUAUCCUGACGGUGUCCAGGUGCAGUUGACCAACGUUCAUUAUAUCCUUUGUCCCUGCGCCGACGGAUUGUUCUGCAACCUAGGUGUCUGCGAGGAGACAGCCGAGAAACGCGACUCGAAUCUUUUAAUCGACGAACACCGUAAUCAAGAAGAUUAAUCCAUCCAUUAGACGUGUCUCUGCAACGGCUCUCUACGGUGCAAUUCGAGUGGCAUUGUACAGGGCAAAUGCGAAAAGCGGCUAAAUAACGGGGGAUUUUAUUUUAAAUGAUUCAAACAAGAUGACCUAAAUAAAACAUGAUCUGGGAACCAAAGCGUUAAGUAUUUUUAAGUUAGAUGUAACGGAUACGAGUUGACGCGUUAACGUAUAUUAAACAUAGCACAGUCGAUCGAGUAUCGUAAGUAAGUUUACUUUGAUGCAAUGUACUUCUAGUGUGUAAAACCGUUAAAUAAAAAAUAACGCACUGCAAUAAAUGCUA